AUGGGUGUUGUCUUUGUUGCUAAUGCUAUGAUCAUUGUGAGCAUCUGCAUAUUGUUGAGCAGUAAUGUAAUUGCAUCUAAUGUUUCAGAUUCGAACAGAGAAAUGAAGGCGUUGAUGAAUUUUGGAUGGCCUUAUAUCAACUCCACUGCUCCUCACUGCCAUUGGAUAGGCCUCACUUGUGAUGAUCGUGGCCGCGUUGCAGAGUUAAGCCUCAAAUCUCGAGUAAGAUGCAAUACGAGUAAAGCUUGGAAAUGUCAUGAUGUUGGCUAUUUGGAUCCGCUUGUUUUCACAUCACUCACUAGCAUUCAUCUCACCUCAUGUGGUCUCUAUGGAGAUAUCCCACCACAAAUAGGUUACCUCUCCAACCUAACUUAUCUCAAUUUGUCGAAUAAUCAACUCAAUUCCCAACUGCCUCUUUCAUUGGCAAAUCCGAGUGAGUUACGCGUUCUAGACAUUUCUGAUAACUAUAACAUUUAUGGUGUCAUUCCACCUGAAAUAGGUAGCUCAUCCAAACUUACUCAUCUCAAUUUGUCCUACAAUCGUUUAGAGGGCCACAUUCCACCCACACUGUGGCGUAAAUUUGGGAAGGAAUCGUUCCUCGGGAAUCCCAUGUUACUACAAUCAAUUGAUUCUGAAGGAGAAAGCAAACAUAUAGAUAAGUCAGUUAGAAUCUAUGUUGUAAUAGGAUUUGGCUGUGUUUUUCUUCCUUCAAUAUUACUUGGAAUAUGUUUCAUAAGCAAGAGAGCACCAGCAUCAAACAGUCAUGAUCUAAGACAAGAUCUAAGACAUGGUGACAUAUUCAAGAUAAUAAAUGAGUAA
Messenger RNA from Salvia splendens (bonfire salvia), 819 nucleotides. RefSeq names its product receptor-like protein 31. Gene Ontology annotation, molecular function: protein binding. The transcript has a single exon. NCBI's taxonomy places the organism in Eukaryota, Viridiplantae, Streptophyta, Magnoliopsida, Lamiales, Lamiaceae. The record is from RefSeq and is a predicted model, not a curated record. Bases 1 to 819 code for a protein of 272 amino acids.